Messenger RNA from Sabethes cyaneus, 4640 nucleotides. Its product is annotated as probable ATP-dependent RNA helicase DHX34. The transcript is spliced from 8 exons. Lineage: Eukaryota; Metazoa; Arthropoda; Insecta; Diptera; Culicidae. Gene Ontology annotation, molecular function: ATP binding; RNA binding. Bases 152 to 4543 code for a protein of 1463 amino acids. The record is from RefSeq and is a predicted model, not a curated record. Gene Ontology annotation, cellular component: intracellular anatomical structure. Gene Ontology annotation, biological process: nuclear-transcribed mRNA catabolic process, nonsense-mediated decay.
CGAGUGCCAGUUUUCUCGCGUUGGCUACUGAAACUUUAAUUUCUGUUAAAUUGGUGGUAAUUGUUUUUGAAAUGUUGCGACAUAGUAAAUUAUUCAAUUUCGUGAAUGUUAAAGAGUCGGACUAGUAAACAGAUUUUAUUUCCAAAAGAUCAUGAGUUAUCCAAGGCACCGUAAAUCGGAUAAAUAUGAUCGCGACUGGGACCGGAAAGAAUCCACAAAGUCACAAGGUUAUGAAAAGGAUCGCGAUGACAGGCGAAAUGAAGAAGAUUGGGACUGGGAGGAAUCCACAACUUCACGAGGUCAUGAAAAGGAUAGCGAUGGUAAGCAAAAUGAACGAGAUUGGGACCGGCAAGAACCCACAACUAUAAGUUUAGGUAAAGGCUUUGCAGAAGAUCGUAAAAGACGUGCAGAAUGGUCGAGAAGUGUGGAGUUUGGUUUUCGGAAAAGGAAAUUUCGAGAUGGUUCCGAAAGUCCUGAAAAGUCACAUUCACAGAAGAGCGACACAGAAGAAGGCGAUAAUAGACGAAAUGGACGAGAGUGGGACUGUGAGGAACCCACAACUUCACGAGGUCAUGCAAAAGAUCACGACGAUAGGCGAAAUGAGCGAGAUUGGGGCCAGCAAGAACCCACAACUAUAAGUUUGGGUAAAGGCUUUGUAGAAGAUCGUAAGAGACGCGCAGAAUGGUCAAGCAGUCUGGAGUGUGGUUUUCGGAGAAGGAAAUAUCGAGAUUGUCCCGAAAGUCCUGAAAAGUCAAAUCCACAGAAGAAGGAUCGCGAUGACAAUCGAAAUGAACGAGACUGGGACUGGGAGAGACCCACAACUUCACGAGGUCAUGAAAAAGAUCGCGACGAUAGGCGAAAUGAACAAGAUUGGGACUGGGAUAAAUCCAGAACUUCACGAGGUCAUGAAAAAGAUCGCGAUGAUGAGCGAAAUAACCGAGAUUGGAACCGGCAAGAACCCACAGCUAAGGGUAAAGGCUUUACAGAAAAUCGUAAAACACGUGUAGAAUCGUCAAGCAGUUUGGAGUUUGGUUUUCGGGAAAGUCCUGAAAAGUCAAAUUCACAGAAGAGUGAAAUAGAAGAAACUAAUUUGAUAAAUUUUUCAUUUCUCAAUCAUAAAAGUGAAUUGAACCGAGUGCUUCUUGGUUACUGUAGUCGCGAUCAACUUGUGAAAGAUCACAACGAUUUUUGGUUAUUUUUGAAUAAAUAUGAAGCUUUACUGAAAAGAAGUGGUCAAUGCAUUUUGCCACAACCGUUGGAUGAAUCUGAACUGAGAAACGACGAAAUGAUGCAAUCGCAAUACAACAAAGCAUACACACUUCCUAUGACAUUUAGUAUCCCAUUCGAAGAGUUGUACAGCAGACUACCACAAUCUGAAAAAGGCAGGAUUAUUAGUCCCUUCAAGUUAAAACAGUUUUUGCAGAUUGUGCUGCAUUAUCUUGACUUUCGGCAAAAGGAACGGUUCGAUAAGUUGCGAAAGCUGCGAAACGCUCAAGCCAAUCUCCCAGUAGCGAAGUACCGAGACGAGAUCGUCUCAGCCGUUCAGAAUGAAAAGGUUGUAAUCCUUGCCGGCGAUACGGGAUGUGGAAAAUCCACUCAGGUGCCGCAGUAUUUGCAUCACGCUGGUUUCAAGAAAAUUGCUUGCACACAACCAAGGCGUAUCGCUUGCAUAUCUCUAUCUAAGCGAGUAGCUCAUGAGAUGCUCUGUGAGUACGGUACAGAGGUCGGCUAUCAGAUUCGGUUUGAAAGAACGAAAUCUACACACACUAAUAUUUUGUUUAUAACUGAAGGACUUCUGCUUCGGCAGCUGGCGGCAGAGGAAACACUUUCCCAGUAUUCCGUCAUUAUACUGGAUGAAAUACACGAGAGACAUUUGCAUGGGGACUUUCUUCUUGGCAUAACCAAGUGUCUGAUCCGUGCACGGCCAGAUGUAAAGCUGGUUUUAAUGUCCGCUACAAUAAAUAUUAAAUUGUUUGGAGACUACUUUGCUGACGAGAAUGUGCAUAUUAUAGAAGUUCCUGGUCGAUUGUUUCCGAUCAAAUUACAUUAUAUGCCACAAGUCCAAGAUAUCGCUGUUUCGGCAGGCACAAACAAAACUAAGCAGAAAACUAGCAAUCGUAUCAGUCCCGAUCCAUAUCUGCAGAUAUUGCAGAUGAUCGAUCAGAAGUAUCCACCGUCGGAGAAAGGGGAUGUUCUAAUUUUUCUCAGUGGUUUGAAUGAGAUCACGACCAUCGUGGAUGCUGCCAAAGAAUACGCCGAGAAGGCUAAGAAUUGGAUCAUUCUACCACUGCACAGCACACUUUCGAUUGCCGAACAAGAUAAGGUGUUUGACUACGCUCCGGAAGGAAUGCGAAAAUGCAUCAUUUCUACUAACAUUGCUGAAACGUCGGUAACCAUAGAUGGCAUUCGAUUCGUUGUGGAUUCUGGUAAGGUCAAAGAAAUGAGCUACGAUCCGACUACCAAAAUGCAACGCCUGAAGGAGUUUUGGAUUUCGAAGGCUUCCGCCGAGCAGCGCAAGGGCAGAGCCGGACGUACGGGACCCGGAAUUUGCUAUCGGUUGUAUUCGGAGAAACAGUUUUACGAUUUUGAUCCUUUUACUACUGCUGAAAUUUUAAAAGUACCAUUAGAAUCGCUAUUGCUGCAAAUGAUUUCGAUGGGUCUGCCCGAUGCGAGGUUGUUUCCGUUUGUGGAGCCGCCUUUAGCGGCAAGCAUAGAAAAUGCUAUUACGAAUUUAAAACAACAUGAGGCGUUAACAGCGAAUGAAAAGCUCACGCCUUUGGGAAUAGCGUUGGCCAAAAUUCCCGUGGAUAUUGGAAUCGGGAAGAUGCUACUGAUGGGAUGUGUUUUUCAGCAACUGCAACCGGUUCUCACUCUAGCUGCUGCUUUGAGCGUUCAAACACCAUUCACUAAUCGAGCUUUUCGUGACGCUGAGUGUGAGCGUGCCCUACGAACCCUUGAGUCGGACCAUGGCGAUCCGAUUACUCUGUUAAAUGCAUACAAAGAAUGGUUAGAGCUUAAGCAAUCUAGUAACCACUAUCGGAGAGAUGAGGAGAGACAAAAUACAAAAAGUUGGUGCCGCAGACGGGGACUCGAGGAACAGCGGUUCUAUGAAAUUACCAAACUUCGCAAUCAGUUUCAAGAGUUGCUUCAGGACUGCGGUCUAAUGGAAAAUUCUAGUGGUUCUGAAAAUAUGACCAGCGCCGAACGUGCCAUCCGUCACGGUGAGAUGAAGCAGCUGAGACAACUGCGAAAGGCGCAUAGAAUGGAAGCUCCCAGGAGACGACAACUGCUAAAAUCGGAUCCCUGGGGGUUGGGAGACGAUGAAGAGGAUGAUGGCAAAAUUGACAUCAGAGAUGUUGAGUUUCGCAUGAAGCUCGAUUCGUCUAAACUGCAAAACUUGGUCAGCGGUGCAACGGCUUGCAAUUAUAGGGAUUUAAUGACUCUCAAAUUGAUUCUAGUUAGUGGGUUGUAUCCACAGGUUGCGAUCGCCGAUGACUACAACUAUUGCAAGGGACCCAGCGAACAAUUCUUCCAUACGCAAACCAAACCUUAUGCGACGCUUCAUCCAAUGGGAUUUUUUGCCAAUAAUGUACAAGUAUUACAGCUCACUGAAAAUGAUAUCAUCGAAAAAACGGGAUUAUAUAAAUCUCGGCAACCCCUGAGCUCCAGUCACCAAAUUCUCUGCUACCUGACCUUACUGGAAACCAAUAAAACUUAUCUGAUGAACACCCUGCGCAUGCCGGCAGCUCAAACACUGUUGCUUUUUGGUCACACCGUUGAUACCAAUUUGACCUUUUCGCGACUAAUCUGUGAUUCGUGGCUAUGCUUAGAUUUCCCUUCUCCUGAAACCGGCCAGGUGUUGCUGUAUAAAGCAUCGAAACUUAAACGCCUAUGGAACCAAUUGCUAGUGGAGAAGCUAAAAGUUCUAACGGUGACUGCAGAUGAAGAACUAACCAAGUCUCAACGGGAGAAGUCAAUUGAACAGAUGAAUUCCGAACUUUGGCAUGAUCUUGCACAAUUCAUGAAUACUGAAGUGUGCUAUACUAUCAAAAGGUUGCUUCCAGCGGAUGUCAAAACAAUGUACAAAGGUCCCGCGGUAACUGAACCAGUGGAUCUGGAUCCUAACCCCUUUGCGGAGGACUUUGUUCCCAUACAAAACGAUGUCAAGGGAGGCAUGCAUAUUACAGAGAAUAUUAUAUAUGGAUGUGUAACAGAGACAGAAUGGAGUAUGCAAAUGUAUGACGAUAUAAUAUCCAACGACUGGGAGUGUACUGAAUGUACCUGUACAUACAAUUUAACAGGGCUGCAAAAGUUGCAACACCAAAUAGUUUGUAAACCCAAACCUACCAUAGAGACCAAAUCCCAGCCACAAGAACCUGCCACGAGUGGCAAAUUGAAACCGAACUCGAAAAAAUACGAUUGUCCAAAAUGUGAGACUACACUCUAUCUCACAGUGCUUGAAAUCUUGAGACAUAAGAAAACGUGCAGCAGAACGGUAGAGCCCGGAGUCGAUUGUCCGAGUGCUAACAUUGAGCCCGGAUAAUCGAGUCCGGCCUGUAAAAGAGGAAAACACGCGUAAAUCGGGUUAUUAUAUUUAAUCUACCAACUUUAAUUAGAUUCAAUAAAUUUACAUACGUAUA